UCAUUCCCAAUGGGCAUGGUUACCAAGUGUCAUGGCGGCCACCGGGAGAUUGUUGUAGUGUGCCAGAGACAGACCGCGGAUUGUUCUGUAUUAAACUGAACUGUUUAUUAUAAUAUUGGGGACAUUUGAAUGUAAAAAGUUUUUUUUAAACAUGGGGACUGUGUAUGCCAGGAGUCUGGACCCCCUUCCUAUGCAAGGACCUGAGCUGGGGGUUCAAGCAGAUGACAUGGACCUGGGAGAACCAGAGCAUGAAGAGAAACAGGAAGUUCUUGAAAAUAAAGACGUUGUAGUACAGCAUGUGCACAUCGAUGGCCUUGGGAGAACAAAGGAAGACAUUUUAACAUAUGAGAUUGCAGAUGUUUUCCGUGCCAAAAGCUUGAUUGAUGUAAUGAAGAAGUCCCAUGAGGCCAGACAGAGACUUUUGCGUAUGGGGAUAUUCAGACAUGUGGAAGUUGUCAUUGACACUGCUGAAGGUGCUAAUGCGCUGCCGAAUGGACUAGAUGUGACAUUUGAGGUGAAGGAGCUGAGAAGAAUGACGGGAAGUUACAACACCAUGGUUGGGAACAACGAGGGAAGCAUGGUGCUGGGUCUGAAAUUGCCCAAUGUUUUUGGCCGUGCAGAGAAGCUGACCUUCCAGUUCUCUUAUGGGACUAAGGAAACCUCAUAUGGCUUGUCAUUCUUCAAGCCCCAGCCUGGACACUUUGAGCGCAACUUCUCCAUUAACUUGUAUAAAGUCACGGGCCAGUUCCCAUGGAGCUCACUCAGAGAAACGGACCGAGGGGUCUCCACCGAGUUCAGCUUCCCCAUCUGGAGGACAAAUCACACUUUGAAGUGGGAGGGCGUGUGGAGAGAGCUGGGCUGUUUGGCCCGUACGGCCUCCUUCGCUGUCAGGGAGGAGAGUGGCCAGUCCCUGAAGUCCUCACUUUCCCACACAAUGGUCAUCGACACACGCAAUUCUACCAUUCUUCCAAGAAAAGGUGCCUUAUUGAAGAUCAACCAGGAACUGGCAGGUUACACUGGAGGAGAUGUCAGUUUCCUGAGGGAAGACUUUGAAAUUCAGCUCAACAAGACUCUGUUCUGGGACUCGGUGCUCUCUACCUCUCUGUGGGGAGGUAUGUUGCUGCCUUCAACAAAACCUCCCACUGAGAAAAAUAUCAUCUGUGCAGUGUCAUAUUGA
This is a messenger RNA of Sinocyclocheilus anshuiensis, 1177 nucleotides long. RefSeq names its product sorting and assembly machinery component 50 homolog A-like. Gene Ontology annotation, biological process: protein insertion into mitochondrial outer membrane; mitochondrial respiratory chain complex assembly. The record is from RefSeq and is a predicted model, not a curated record. The coding region runs from base 152 to 1177 and encodes 341 amino acids. NCBI's taxonomy places the organism in Eukaryota, Metazoa, Chordata, Actinopteri, Cypriniformes, Cyprinidae. Gene Ontology annotation, cellular component: outer membrane. The transcript has 12 exons.